Messenger RNA from Belonocnema kinseyi, 3058 nucleotides. It is a transcript of the gene Reps, whose product is annotated as ralBP1-associated Eps domain-containing protein 1. The record is from RefSeq and is a predicted model, not a curated record. Gene Ontology annotation, cellular component: plasma membrane; cytoplasm. The transcript is spliced from 5 exons. Bases 251 to 2155 code for a protein of 634 amino acids. Lineage: Eukaryota; Metazoa; Arthropoda; Insecta; Hymenoptera; Cynipidae. Gene Ontology annotation, molecular function: protein binding; calcium ion binding. Gene Ontology annotation, biological process: endocytosis; endosomal transport.
CGGUCGUGGGACGACAACGUCUGGUUUCACGAUGAGCGGGUUUUAACUGUCGCGAAUCUCUCUCCAAUUUCCAUAUUCUCGUGGGAUUAUUCACGAUAAAUUAAUUGGGCUAACGAGCAAUGUGACGGAAUUGAUCACAUCCUCGCUUGCUGCGAAACAGAGCGUAAAAUUCGUCCGUUAUAAGACAUAAUAGAUCUGUGUCAAAGUGGCGAUAAACGGUGCUAAGUGCAAAGUUGUUUAAACAACAAAAAUGGAUUGGGAAGCUGUUACUAUGGCGAGUCUACAACUCACUGAAACCGAGCAUAGAUAUUACGGUGAUAUAUUCAUCUAUUGUUGCGAAAAUUCUGACACCGACAGUGUGCCGAUGGUCAAGGUCGCUGAAUUACUCCGAUCUGCUAAUCUGCCUCGAGACAUCACGUUACAGAUCCUGGAUAUCUGCGGAGGAACAAAAUACAUCAACCUCAGUCGCAAGCAGUUUUACGCCGCCCUGAAGUUAGUUGCAGCUCAUCAGGCAGGAUUAGAAGUCCACCUAGAUUCAGUGACCGCCCUCCUCGACGAAAUCGCCCUCCCGAGAUUCACAUGGUCCUCGGCUGAAGAAGACGGACCCAGAAACACCGACGCCUUCCGCAAAAUGAAAAUCAGAUCCGGCAGCCGCGUGACAGAAAGCACCACCGAAAGCGAAAGUGAAGCUGAAUCACCUCGGGAAACUGGAGGCAGUACUGACUCUCCAACACCAACAAAUAGCGUCACCCAGGAAAGGAACGACGGAAUUCUAGGCAGCGAAGCAAUUAUCGACUCUGUGACCAGCGGUUGGCAAGGUCUCCUCGUCUCUGACGAACAACGGCAACUACUAGGAACAGAAGAGGAAAGUUCUGAGCGUCACAGUAGUGACGAUGGCGAUGGAGAAGGCGAUGGAUUCCCCCCGGAGGAAGUGUGGAUAAUCAACGACGAACAGAGAGAAUAUUACGCAGCUCAAUUUGCACUUUUGCAGCCCGAUCCUGAAGGACUGCUGGCUGGACCUGUGGCACGGACCUUCUUCGAGAAGUCACGACUUCCGGUUGCAGAACUGCGGCGCAUUUGGCAGCUCGCUGAUGUGACGCGAGAUGGCGCACUCAGCCUCCAAGAAUUCUACGUGGCUAUGCAUUUAGUCGUUCUUCGAAGAAACCACGUUCCACUGCCGGACGUUUUGCCCACGUCCUUGUCAAUUCCUGCAGUCUUGCAGAAGACGAAUAAUGCUCCUGCAGUUCCAACGGCGAGUGCGACGAGUCCACCGAACUCGGCGAGUAGCAGGGAGAAGAGCAAAGAGUGGACGAAGUUUGUGGACUCACCGACUGGAACUGGAUCGUUGACGAGUCCAGGUCCUAAACCCGUGAAUUUUGAUUUUCAAAAGGCAGCUGUGGAGAGAGAUCCGAAGAUUCUGCAUCCGGUACCACUGAGACUGACGCCUGAAGCGGCGAUUUUAGCAUCUAGUGCUAAUGGCGGUAACGGGGCUGUCUCUAAUUUGGGAGAUGAGGAAUUGCAGAUUUCCUCGGCAACUUUGGUACAAAGACCUCUCGCGAAGAAGCCUCCGCCACCCCCCGAAGAGAGUGUUAUUGUCACAUCUAAGAAAGAACCACCUCCUCCUCCUCCUCCUAGACCUUACAGGACACAUGCUAGGAGUUCUAGUCUUGAUCUUAAUAAAUUAGGAAAAAAUGGUCAAAGUUUUCUGGGUGCCCCACCCCUUGUACCACCAAGAAUAUCCCCUGGAAUCACUUCUCCUCGAAAGUUGGUGAAUCAAAGAAGCGAAGGCGAGACGCAGAGGACAGGAAGCGAGUCUCAAGGAUUCGUAGCAGAUUUUUCCCAGUUCUCCACAAAACUGGAAGUUACCGAGACUCAAAGCAUUGACAGCGCUCCAUCAUCUCAACAAUUCGCCGGGGUUUGUGGUGCGUUUCAUAUCUACAGAAAGCCUAGUCCAAGUUUGGUCGUUUCAGAGCGCGAGGGCGGUCAAGAAGAGGCUGGAAAGGACGAGACGGAAGAUAGCAACAAUUUAACUUUGCAGGAAUUGCGAGAGAAGAAUGCCGAAUUGAGGCAAGUUUGCGAAGAGUUAACAAAAGAAUUAGCUGGUGCUCUUCAAGAACGAAUCAAUUUGCGUGCGAAGCUAUUAUUAUUAACAUGAUCCUUUCGUCAAUCAUCCCUUCAAUUUUAAGUUAUCCUUCACAAUUUAUUUAUCCCGCGUGAGACAAACAUUUUUUUCUUUUUAAUUUGACCACAGCCUGAGUAUUUAAUUCGCGAGCUAGUCUAAGACUUUCCAGAAGUCAUUUAAGCAUUCUAAUUGGAUGUACACUUUAGCUGUACAUUUUAUUGGUUGCAUUUCGAGUAAAUUAGUACUUUUUCCAGAAUAGUCUUGGAAAUUGGGAAAAUUAAGUUUCGUUGUUGUAUUAAUGUACUUGCAACUAUUAAAAGUGGGAUGUUUUUAUUUAUUUUUAGAGCCAAAAUUAUUUUUUUUUUUUUAAUUCUGCAAGAAUGAAACUUUAUUUUUUUAACUAAUUCUAAAAUUAAUUUUCCGUUUUUAAUUUAAGUUUUAUUCGAUGAUGCUAUCAGCACCCAAUUCUCGACAUUUGUACAUUUCCGCACGUCAAUCGAUGUUGUUUUUUUUUUAUUUAAGUUUUACAGUUGUUAUUGAGUAGUAUAGGAAAACUUAAAGCUUUACAAAGCAAGUUGUUAAGACCGACAGGACUCUAUCAGUGGUGAGGUGUGUUUUUAUAUUUCGCUAUACAAUCAAACUUUUACCUAUAGCCUGGAUUUUAUCAAGCAUGAGUUGACACAGUUAUUUUAUAGUUUUCUUUUCAUCUUGUGUUUGUAUAUAAAUUUUCCAAGAAAGAUGUCGAAGCGGAAGAGAACAAUAUCAAAGGCAAUAUUCAGGCCUCACAGUUGGGAAAUGACGGGGAAAUUUUGUUGACCGGUAGAAAACAGUGAAAAUGAAUUCAAUUUCACCUUUUUUUUAAUAUGUUCAGUUUAAUUGUCCAAUUUUUCAAUUAUAAUAUCAUUUAGUUUAAAAUACGCAAUUCGACAAUCUUUU